This is a messenger RNA of Miscanthus lutarioriparius, 426 nucleotides long. The record is from the annotation of a GenBank genome assembly. NCBI's taxonomy places the organism in Eukaryota, Viridiplantae, Streptophyta, Magnoliopsida, Poales, Poaceae.
AUGAGGUUGCACAACCACGACCACCUCUCAUCCAAGUCGGAUGAGGAUGCACCCACACCGAAGAGGAGAAGGAAGAAGCGAAAAUCAAAGCUAAGGACCAUGAAGCCGCCAGAGGCGACAUGGGGCAAUGCCACACGCAGCAAUGGGAGCCCUAGAGACGCCUGUGGUGAAGAACUUGGAGCUAUUGCUAGGUAUAGCAAUGGUUGUGGCAAAUCUCUCGCUGGCUAUGGCAAUGUCGACUAUGGAAAAGGUGUUGCUAGCUAUAGCGAUGCCAGCUAUGGAGGCGGAGGUCUUGAUGGAUGUAGCAGUGGUAGCCACACCUACAACACAUCUACUCCCACUGGAGGUGAGAGCAACAAAGGCUUGCCAAGGUGUAAUGUUACCCUAAGUGUAAGAACACGUUCUUCCCCACACCCCAAGCGCUAG